This is a messenger RNA of Uncinocarpus reesii 1704, 738 nucleotides long. RefSeq lists its product as uncharacterized. The record is from RefSeq and is a predicted model, not a curated record. The transcript is spliced from 3 exons. NCBI's taxonomy places the organism in Eukaryota, Fungi, Ascomycota, Eurotiomycetes, Onygenales, Onygenaceae. The coding region runs from base 1 to 738 and encodes 245 amino acids.
AUGGCUGCUGCUGAUAGUGCUCCUGCUCUGCCGGACUAUGUGUUGGAUUGCGAUGCAGUGCUGAAGGACGACGUUGCCUGGCGGUAUGGGAGGGCACCAGAUUAUUCCAAGACGAGGAAGGUUUAUGAAGCCGGCAAAACGCGCAACCACGAGCCAGGCAGCCUUCCGAGUCUUGUUGAGAACCUGGUCAAGAACUGGGAGAUCGAAGCGUCGUUCAAGACCAGGCUCGAGGACUGGCGCACUGUCGACGCCAGCUGCUACACGUUUGGCCUCAACGGCGGGCCGGCGCGCGAUGGUACUCAUAUGCUGGAGGUGGGGACGUACAACGCGCUCAUCCCGUCCAACCAGUACUAUGACCCGGAAAAGCUGGACUUUACGACCAGCCACAAGGCGUUUAAGCGAAUGAUGCCAGCGUUUGCGUGGGAGGUGCUGGAGGUGUACAGCGGGCCGCCAGCGGUGGUGUUCAAGUGGAGGCACUGGGGCAAGAUGGCCAAUGAUUACGUGGGCAUGAACGACAAGGGCGAGAAAGUCACGGUCAAGGCGCACGGGGGCGAUAUCGACAUCCAGGGCUUGUUGGUGGCCAAGGUGAAUGAGAAGCUCCAAAUUCAGUCGAUUGAGGUGUGGAAUGAUCCCAUGGAGAUGUUUCGACAGAUUGGGAAGAACGGGGAUGCCGUGAUCACACCGAGGGCGGAGGGAGAGACGGGCACGGAGCAGCCAGGCUGUCCGAUGGGGCAUUGA